Molecule: messenger RNA, 3404 nt
Organism: Engraulis encrasicolus (European anchovy)
Lineage: Eukaryota; Metazoa; Chordata; Actinopteri; Clupeiformes; Engraulidae
Gene: prpsap1
Product: phosphoribosyl pyrophosphate synthetase-associated protein 1
Exons: 11
Coding region: 446-1534 (362 amino acids)
Biological process (GO): purine nucleotide biosynthetic process; 5-phosphoribose 1-diphosphate biosynthetic process
Cellular component (GO): cytoplasm; ribose phosphate diphosphokinase complex
Molecular function (GO): ribose phosphate diphosphokinase activity; magnesium ion binding; ATP binding
Source: RefSeq, a predicted model, not a curated record
CAGAAUGCUGCGCGUGCUUCUAGUCACGACGGUGCAGUGUGCAAGCAGAGAUCUCUAGCGGUGUUGUACAGUCGGUGUAGCAACAGGGCUGGAUACUGCGGACUGACUUGAGGCUACAAUUGUUGUGUGACGGACUUCACGUAUCGCUUUUGUAUUUCACUGUAUAUGUAAUAAGUUACGGCAAAUAAUUAAUUAAAACUCAAUGUUAGUUAGCGUCAUACCUGAGGUAAAAUUGUGUAAUUCCAUUCAUGUAUACUGGCAUCAAGCUGUUUCCCCUUUGCUAGCAAGCUAGCGAACAUAAUUUCAACAGUAGGUCAGCUAUCUAAUUGUAUUAAGCAGGUCGGUUGUAUCUAGCCAUCUACUUGGAUAGAAGGACUCAAUUAAUCACCGAGGCAUUUCCUGUGGAGGACAAACUCGUAUUUGAAAUCCCCAUGCCCAGUCAAGUAUGAACGUCCCGAAAACUGGCUACCGUGUCUUCUCUGCUAACUCCACUGCAGCAUGUACGGAGUUAGCCAAGAAAAUUACAGAGCGACUUGGGGUUGAGUUGGGGAAAUCAGUUGUUUACCAGGAAUCUAACAGAGAGACUCGGGUUGACGUGAAGGAGUCGGUUCGAGGACAAACUAUCUUCAUCAUCCAGACCAUUCCCAGAGAUGUCAACACAGCCAUUAUGGAGCUCCUGGUCAUGGCAUAUGCUCUCAAGACCUCCUGUGCGAAGAACAUCAUUGGAGUCAUCCCGUACUUUCCCUACAGCAAGCAGUGCAAAAUGAGGAAGAGGGGCUCCAUCGUGUGUAAACUAUUGGCAUCCAUGCUGGCCAAAGCAGGUUUGAGUCACAUCAUCACCAUGGACCUGCACCAGAAAGAGAUCCAGGGCUUCUUCAGCUUUCCUGUGGACAACUUGCGUGCCUCGCCAUUCCUGCUCCAGUACAUCCAGGAGGAGAUUCCAGACUACAGAAACGCAAUCAUUGUUGCAAAAUCGCCAGCUGCAGCCAAGAGGGCACAGUCGUAUGCAGAGAGGCUGCGUCUCGGCUUGGCCGUCAUACACGGGGAGGCUCAGUGUGCAGAGUCCGACAUGGCGGACGGACGACACUCGCCUCCGUGUGUCCGCAACACCUCAGGACACCCCGGCCUCGAGCUGCCAUACAGCUCCCCCCAUGAAGUAAUGAUGGCCAAGGAGAAACCCCCCAUUACUGUGGUGGGAGAUGUGGGAGGACGCAUCGCCAUCAUAGUGGAUGACAUCAUCGAUGAUGUGGAGGACUACAUAGCAUCUGCAGACAUCCUGAAGGAGCGCGGCGCCUACAAGAUCUACAUCAUGGCCACGCACGGCCUGCUGUCUGCAGACGCCCCGCGCCUCAUCGAGGAGUCCGCCAUCGACGAGGUGGUGGUGACCAACACGGUUCCCCACGAGGUGCAGAAGCUGCAGUGCCCCAAGAUCAAGACGGUGGACGUCAGCAUGAUCCUGGCCGAGGCCAUCCGCCGCAUCCACAACGGAGAGUCCAUGGCCUACCUGUUCCGCAACAUCACCGUGGAUGACUAGACAGCCAAACGUCAGCCAAUCUCCACGCCAGCCAACCAACACUAGGCAAGCAUUAAGGGGAAGUGGGAGAGUGUGGUGGAGCAACUCCCCACAGUCAGCCGCCCAGACAGCUAAUCUUACUCCACCAGGUGCACAAGUGCCAAGUAUACUCUCCCCCUACAGUGACAUACCAAACACCAACAGCCACACACUUCUAUGCAUUUACAUUGGGAAAAGGGAGAACGGCGUGUAGAUUAGCAUACAGUCAUGUACAACCCAUAGAAAUGUGAACAUGAGUUCCACUAAAUACAGGUGACUUCAGAAAGUUUUGCAGGAGCAUGAAGGGGAGAUUUGAAAAAAAAAAAAAAACAUGGUCUAGAUUUACAAAUAUAUAUUCCGCAAUCUCAUUGAGACUCUCUUUCGAGGAAAAGCCAUGCAAUAAAGAGCUUUAGUAAGACCUCAUUUUUAUGAUUACAACAUGUGACCGAAACCUAUGCCAACUACACGCACUUGACAUGUAUGGUUAGCCACAGCAGCUUAAAUUUAACGAAUCCGCCAUUUCACACCGAAGUUACAAUGUUUACUCUGUGUGCGGAUGAUUGAAAUUGAUUAAGCACCUUGUUUUUUUGUCCCAUGCACAUGGAGUUGAUUCCAUGCGAGACAAACUGCUGCCAUUCAUGGCAUGGCAACACUGUGAUUGCAUCCCUGUACUUAUGAUACACAUGUAUACCAGACUGCCAGGCGCACCUUUAUGUCUAUUUAUUUCACGCCCGAGCCUUUGUCUAAACUGUAACAUCCCAAAACACAAUGCAGUGCAUUUGUGAAAAAGGCAUAUACAGCGAUGCAGUUUAAAAGGGCAUGCGACCAGUAUGUCUUACAUUUAUGAGACACCAUGUGUCUCAUAAAUGAACACCUAUUUAAAGGGAAUAGUUUUUUUUCUCAAAUGUAGGAUUAUUACAAUUGACUCGCUAACAUUGUGCAAAACAUCUUUAGUUGUGUUGGUACUGGUUGUGAAAAUUACAGUGCGUUUCAGCGAGAGCAGAUGGCUUGGCCUAACUAUGCUGUCAGUAAAUGUUGCUUGCUGUUCCCUCUGUUUAAACUCUCACAGGUGUGGGCAGUAACAGGUUGCCUCAUAUGAUGGAAACCUAUGCUUAUGUUUUUUUUAUUGAUGUACAGUACAGUCAAACAAGCACUUAGUUUUUUUCCACUUUGACAUCCCACCCUGUAGAUGUGGUUUGUCAUGGCCAUCGUCCAACAUGCAUGCUGGUUUGCUUGCUGUUCACCAGCAUUCAUCAGAUGCUUGGGUCUCUUGAAGAUGCAUCUGACUUUUUUUUUUUUUUUUUUGCACUUUUUCCUCAUUGAUGCGUCUGAUACUGGUAAUGUUUUAAGAGCCUUAUGCUCAGGGACAUGUGCUUGUUAUAGAAGCAAGACAACAAUCAAUUAGUGAAGAAGGGAACAAAAAUGCUCUAGAACGUCAAGGUAAUUUCCUGCUUGUCAUUGAAGCCUGUGCCUAUUAGUGUUCUUGUUGAUGUUUCUUGUACUGUCUGUUCUGGUUGUUCUGUGCGUAGCAUGUAGUCUGUGUUAAUUGUUCUGCCUUUUUCGAAAACUUUCUCCCGUCUUACUUUGUUGUGAGAUCCAUCAGUCACUCUUGACAGGCGUGCUUAGUAACAAACAUGGGCAACCUUCUACAGAUGUGUCUCUUGGUCUCGAGAGUGGCAGUUUCUAUGCCAACCACUUUUCUCCUCCUUAGUUUCUGGUGCAAAUAUAUGCUCUCCCCACCCCACACUGUUUCCACAAACCAUACAUUUAUCAACAUGCAUACCUUUACUGGUAUUACUUGACAGUUUGCGAGGCAGUCAUAUUUUUGUAAAUAAAUGCAACUUGGCCUGAA